This is a messenger RNA of Condylostylus longicornis, 923 nucleotides long. It is a transcript of the gene MBD-like, whose product is annotated as methyl-CpG-binding domain protein 3. The transcript is spliced from 2 exons. Bases 218 to 799 code for a protein of 193 amino acids. The record is from RefSeq and is a predicted model, not a curated record. Lineage: Eukaryota; Metazoa; Arthropoda; Insecta; Diptera; Dolichopodidae.
CUAUGAUAUCUUUAGUCUAUUAACGAACAAGAAGAAAAUAAAGCAGAUAACUGUUGUAACUUAUUGGGUUGAAUUAAAAGCAAAACAAAAAGACAUUUUCAAUAUUUUGUGCUUCCUGUAUUUAAAUAUUCAAUUCAUCACUAAAAGGCCAAAAAUUACUAUAUAUAUUGUAGCAUCUUACAUAUUAUAGACCAUUUUGUAAAUUGAUUUGCAUAGAAUGAAUUCUAGUGUUACUAUUGAAAGAAGGUCUGCUGGUAAACAAGAACCAAAUAUAAAAUCAUACAAUCCUCCCAAUACCAAAGCUGAUUUGUAUUAUUACAGUCGAGGAAUAAGAACAGAUGUAUCUCUUGUACCUCCCAUACGACAAACAGCAUCCAUUUUUAAACAACCUGUAACAGUGAUUAAAAACCACGACUCGAGUAAAGUUAAACAUGAUUCUAAAUACCAAGAUAAGCCAAAACAAUUAUUUUGGGAAAAAAGAUUGGAAGGGAUGCGUGCUUGCAGUGUAGCAGGAGAAGAGUUCAGUAGAAUUGAGUUGCCAAAAGGAAUGCGCGCUGUUGGACCGAACGUGUAUGAACAAACCGUAUUACAGUCGGUGGCUACUGCGUUACAUGUCUCAAAUAAGCCUAUAACUGGUCAAACUGCAAACCGACAAGUCUUGUUAACAAAUUCUGGUGUUCAUAUUAAUCCAGAUCAGCCCUUAAUGCAAGCAAUUAAUGUUUCAGAUGAUGAUAUUAGGCGUCAGGAAGACAGAGUUGUAUCCGCACGCCGGAGAUUGCAAGACGCCCUCAAGGGAUAAAGAAAUUAUGAAGAUCUAAAUUAAUUUUUGUAGGUUUUAAAUACAAAAUAAUUUUAUAUAGAUAAUUUGCUAAAAUAAAAGUAAAUGAUAAAAACCCUUAAAAAAUUGAUAGAAAAUGCUUUUG